This is a messenger RNA of Rhinopithecus roxellana (golden snub-nosed monkey), 1021 nucleotides long. Its product is annotated as olfactory receptor 7D4-like. The record is from RefSeq and is a predicted model, not a curated record. Gene Ontology annotation, molecular function: G protein-coupled receptor activity; olfactory receptor activity. The coding region runs from base 29 to 1021 and encodes 330 amino acids. Gene Ontology annotation, cellular component: membrane. Gene Ontology annotation, biological process: G protein-coupled receptor signaling pathway. The transcript has a single exon. NCBI's taxonomy places the organism in Eukaryota, Metazoa, Chordata, Mammalia, Primates, Cercopithecidae.
CUCCUUCCCCAGCAGAUACACCAGGUACAUGGAAGCAGAAAACCAUACAGAAUUAUCAGAAUUUCUCCUCCUGGGACUCUCAGGUGCUCUUGAACUGCAGCCCGUCCUCUUUGGGCUGUUCCCGUCCAUGUACCUGGUCACGAUGCUGGGGAACCUGCUCAUCAUCCUGGCCGUCAGCUCUGACUCCCACCUCCACACCCCCAUGUACUUCUUCCUCUCCAACCUGUCCUUUGUUGACAUCUGUUUCAUCUCCACCACAGUCCCCAAGAUGCUGAUGAACAUCCAGGCAUGGAGCAAAGACAUCUCCUACGUGGGGUGCCUCACUCAGGUGUAUUUUUUAAUGAUGUUUGCUGGAAUGGAUAAUUUCCCACUGACCGUGAUGGCCUAUGACCGGUUUGUGGCCAUCUGCCACCCCCUGUACUACAUGAUCAUCAUGAACCCCCGCCUCUGUGGCCUCCUGGUUCUGGCAUCUUGGUUCAUCACUUUCUUGGUCUCCCUGAUUCAUAUUCUACUGAUGAAGAGGUUGGCCUUCUCCACGGGCACUGAGAUUCCACAUUUCUUCUGUGAACUGGCUCAGGUCCUCAAGGUGGCCCGCUCUAACACCCUCCUCAAUAACAUCAUCUUGUAUGUGGCCACGGCACUGCUGGGUGUGUUUCCUGUAGCUGGGAUCCUCUUCUCCUACUCUCAGAUUGUCCCCUCCUUAAUGAGGAUGUCCUCCACCGAGGGCAAGUACAAAGCCUUUUCCACCUGUGGGUCUCACCUCUGUGUGGUCUCCUUGUUCUAUGGAACAGGACUUGGGGUCUAUCUCAGUUCUGCUGUGACCCAUUCUUCCCAGAGCAGCUCCAUGGCCUCAGUGAUGUACACCAUGGUCACCCCCAUGCUGAACCCCUUCAUCUACAGCCUGAGGAACAAGGAUGUGAAGGGGGCCCUGGGGAAACUCCUCAGCAGGGCAGCCUCUUGUCUCUUAUGGGGCACAACCUCAGAACUAAGAGGAUGCUAUAGGUGCCUUAAGCAAAUGUGA